AUGGACUGCUGCCAUCCAUUUACGCCUUUCAUCGCUUUACCAGCUACGUGUGAGCUUUGCCAACAAUGGUUACCCAACCACACUGCAAACUGCCCACGUAAAGGAAAACCACCGAGCCAAUGGAGUCGAGGUGACAACGACGACAAUGAAGAUGACAUAAUAGUGGACACUGAUAUCCAACGAGUGGAAGCAUUUAAAUGCUAGCAUGUGCAUACAUCGAUUCUUCUGUGUUUGUUUCUACCCACUCCCGUAUGCUGGCAUAUCGGCGCAUUCUUUCUUUAGCAAAUCUAUACCAUAUCACUUUUUGUUUUCUAUCACCUUUUCUUGACACGCUUUCAAAGCAACUAUACAAAGGAAAAACGACAAGAAAUGAGUAAAAAAUUAUAUAUUAUGCCCAGUGGAGAAGACUGU
Messenger RNA from Umbelopsis ramanniana AG, 411 nucleotides. RefSeq lists its product as uncharacterized. The transcript is spliced from 2 exons. The record is from RefSeq and is a predicted model, not a curated record. The coding region runs from base 1 to 204 and encodes 67 amino acids. Lineage: Eukaryota; Fungi; Mucoromycota; Umbelopsidomycetes; Umbelopsidales; Umbelopsidaceae.